UAAUGAUAAAGGAAUACUAUUUUUGCUAUCAAAGGUAUACCUCCGGUAGUGAGGUCAAUAAAAAUGUGUACUAGACCUAUUAUACAGUUCGAAGAGGCUACAAGACAGACUUUCAUUUAAUUCAUCAUGCAUAUACAUGUACUAUACACUACGUUCACGCAACCUCACUCCAGCACUUCACUACUUUAGUGCAUUUGCAUAAUCGUGAAUAAUUAUGUUACUUUACUGAGUGCUGCCUUAAAACAUUUUAGGGAGGUUGUCCUUUUAAGAGGUGUCCAUGCUUAUAUUCUCAUAUAAAAUUGAGGCUCUAGUUACAUACCCUUCGACUGCAUCCCAUCAAAUAGUGUAUAGAAGUUAAUGUUUAUAUAGUUAUGACCACAUAAAUCAACUGUUUGUUUUUGCCAUUAGCCACUUUCAAUAUCAAUUCCUUUUUUAGUCAGGUUUAAUAAAGCUGUUGUGAUGUUUUUAGUUAGACUAUUCUAUUUAUUUAUAGUUGUCCAAACUGAACAUGAAUGUUUAUAUAAUGAGUGCACUUUUUUAUGGUUGUGGUUGGGGUUGUCAUGGUAGCGUUCCAGUAAACUUGUCGGCUUAUUUUGUGUUGAUCGAUACAUGUACAGAUCUAGAUACAGGAUUGCAUGGUAAAGAUCACACUAUGAAUAGGACAGUUUCAGUAUUAAUGUCAUGGUUUAAACCUAGUGUCAGUAAAUAGCUUAGCACAUGUAGAUCUACACUCAUGAUCUGAUGGACAAGAGUUUGACAUCAUUCACUUUCUUUUUUGUGAUAGGGUCAUUCAUCAUAGCUGUAAAAGCUCAGUUCACAGUACAGCCAUUGUCAAUGGAGAGAGCCGAGGGACUGGAGGCAGUGUUCAGUUGUCAGUAUCAAGUGGAGGGAUUCUUUGUUACUUAUGAUUGGGCAAUAAACAAUACGAUAGUCUCAACAGAUACAGAAACUAUUAGAGUACGUCCACCUUUAUCCCCUGGUGGUCCAACCACACUGAUAGUCUUGGCCACUCCGCAGCACAACAACUCUGUUGUUCUGUGCCGUGCUACAAUUAGUAAUGGUAUUGUUUUUGUAAGGUCUGAAUUAUCGAUCACAGCAACUCUAACUGUUCAUGGAACGGUAAUCACUAAUGUUUUGACUGCUCCAAAUACCAUCACUGUGAUGUGGAAUGCUCUACCUCUCACUGAGUAUUGUGUGGACAUCACCAGGACAACUCUGGACUCGACUGAAACAGUGGUUCUUGAUUCUCUGUGUGGACUGGCUAAUGAGUACACCUUCACGUACUCCAACCCCAUCAGUGUGUGUGACAGAUUCUCCUUCACUGUGACUCCUACUGAAGGAGAGAUGAGGGGAACAACCAGUGAACCAGUUACUGGGUUCUUUACGAGGGCAGAAGGCAGUGGAGAACGACGUCGUAUUCGUGAAAAUGGAGGGAAUAAGUUAGUUGAGUUUGAGGCCACUAUACCAAGUUGCACAAGGUUCACUCGGUAUAGUGUGAACUCUGACCUAUUGACUCCCUCAAUCAGUCGUUCAAUCACGGACCCUUUGUUUGAUGGCUCACUCAGUUUCUCCCUCCCCACUGACAAGAUGAUAGAAUACAGUGUCACACUGACUGAUGAGAAUGGAAUAGACCUCGUGUUUGGGAACAUUUCAAUCAGUACAUUUGACGUUCAAGACCUGCUAGUGUCUGAAUGUCCUGGUGGCGGUGGUAUUUGUGUGAGCAUUGAGUAUGUUGAAGGUACUAUCUCUCCCGGAGCUCUCGUCUGUGCAGUUCAUAUCAUUGAUGAAAUCCUUGAUUUUGCUAACGUGAAACUGGUCACCAUCCCUCGGAAUUCUAUCGAGAAUUUCACCAUUCCUGUUCGUAGCGGAGAAUACAAAGUGAUUGCUUUUGAUCUGGAGAAUACCAAGUUACCAAGAAUGCCCAUCUCUAUGGUAGCACUGAGUCUGGACAUUAUAGUGAAUUCGACUGGGGAAGGAACCAGUCCACCACCCAGUGAAGUCGUUAGUGCAACCAACUUAUCAAAUGGAGAUCUUGAGGUGACUUUCUCUGACUCUGCUCGGAAUUGUCUAGUUCUGUUUCAACCCAUUUUGGACAGAGUACUACGUGUAGUUGAUUUUAUCAACACAUCUGAAAGCUCUACUGUCGUUGUUGUUCGGAAGGACACCUUUGGUGAUGGCUAUGUGGUGGUGUAUUCUUGGAAUAGUUCACAGUCCAUCUUUGAAGGAGAAGUAUCGCUCAUUAUACAACUGGAUCCACCCACCUCUGCUCCCACUACACCUCCAACGUCUGAUCCACAAACAGACCCACCUCCUCCUGAUAUGGAGUCCCUGCCAACAUCAGUUAUCGCUGCAGCAGCCAUAGCUGGUUUGGUGACUCUGCUAUUGCUUGUGGUCACCGCUGUUGGAACUGUCGUAGUGAUUUUAAGAAAACGGAGACAAAAUGAAGUUGAGGUUCCAGAGUCAGAUGGAAGAGUGGAUUGGUCAUCAACAUUUGCAGGAAUUGAGCAGCCUAACGAAGCUUAUGCUCCAGUACUGACGAGGAACAUUGCCUAUGAGCAGACAAAGAAACCACGGAGACAGAGGAUCGAUGACUCACAAGCCCCGGCAACAACAGAGGGACAGUAUGAAAGCAUUGAGCCAGUUCAUGAGUACGAGGAUGUGUUGCCUCAGGGAAAAGCAAGUCGUGCAAAUUAUGUUAACGUUAACUGACAAAUUUACCCACUUAUUUUUAUCCCACACAUUUCUAUACCGUAUAGCGGGAAAUUUUUGCGGUGCACAUUUUCACUAUUUGGCUACAGAGCCCUCAGCAUAAAUGUUCAUGUGUUCUAGUAUUUUGCGUUUCAAUGCCAGGAAACCACACCCACCAAUAGCUUUGCAUGUGAAAUACCGAUGCGUGGGAGUUUAUUAUCCCAUUUUCGCGUCUUCUUUUUGCCCUCACCUCACGAAAAUUUCCCGCUGUACGGUAUGCGAUUGUACAAUGUACCAUUCUAUCAAUUUUUACAAAACUUACAUUUACAUAUGUAUUCUUAGUGUGGAUUGUGUUAUUAUAUGUAAUAUUUACCAGCCCCUCUGAUUAUAGAUGAGUGCAUUGCUAAUUUACUUCUACAUAGCUUGGCACACCUAUUCUUUGAUAGGUAAUUACACUAGUUUCCUCUGCAUGAGUACCACUAUUGGCACACCGUUACUGCCAUGCUAGGGUACCGGCUUACAGUUUUAAUUUGUCAGUAUGUGUGUGUGAGCCUAUACUGAAUUAUUAUCUCCCCAGAAUCUCGACCCCGGAAAAUGCACCCAUGUAAAUCUGUACAUAAUAAAUUGUGUGCUGUCAAAUUACUGUACCUUUAAAUUACCCUUACAUUAUAUCUGAAUGAACUGCUGAAACACAAUUUACAUGUUGCUUAAUUUAGACAUAGGGAUACAGUCAUUUUAGUAAAACUUGCAAUAUUCUGAUACCUUUCUGCAACCACAGUUGUAACCACAUUGAUGAGUAUGAAUACCAUUAAGCAUGGAAAGUUCAAACAUCUAACAGCAGCCAAGCACUAGUUUUUCUGCACUGCAUGUACACUGUACACCAUAAUGACUUCACACAGCCUCAGAGAACAGCUCAAACAUGCUAAUGAAGAGGAUGUUCGUAUAAGUGUCCAGGGUUCUCAUAAUUCGAAUAACACUAUAAUUAUAUACAUGUACAUAUACCCAUGUAACUUAUUUUCAGCAUGCUGUAAUGCAUGCAUGUUGCUUCCCUUCUCCACUAGCCUACAACACGGACACUGCCACGUACCAUAAUUAUAGGGAAACUCGCAAAAUAAGUAUAAUUAGUAUAAAAUAACCAUUCUCAACGAGUUUUAUUGGCAUAUGGAGCUGUUUUCUGAGGCUGUGCUGAAGUCAUUCAACGUAUGCUUGCUGUUACAUAACUGAUAUUUGACUUGGUCUUGCUGCUUACAUGGUUUAAUUAUAUUCAUAAUCAUGUCCUUUCUGUGGUUACUACUGUGGUUGCAGCCAAAUUACACAAAAUAUUGUUUUACUAAAAUGACUGUAUCUAGAUAGGCUCGUACUCUUGAUUAAGUACAGUAACCCAUAACGACGACUGGUGCUAAUAUUUUCUCACAGCUCAGUUCACAGUACAGCCAGUGUCAGUAGAGAGAACCGAGUGACUGGAGGCAGUAUUCAGGUGUCUGUAUCAAGGGGAGGGAUUGACUGUCACUUAUGAUUGGGCAAUGAACAAUUCCUUAGUUGGAGCAGAUACUGAAACUGUUAGAGCUCGUCGACCUUCAUCUCUCACAGCACAACAACUCUGUUGUUCAGUGCCGUGCUACAAUUAGUAAUGGCUUUGAUACUGUAAGGCCAGAAGUAUCGAUCACAAAAACUCUAACUGUUCGUGAGACGGUCCUCACUCAUCUUAUUGUUGCACCGAAUACCAUUACCGUGAUGUGGAAUGCUCAACCUCUCACUGAGUACUGUGUGGACAUCAACACCGGUGUGGGAACUGUCGUUGUGAUUUUAAGAAAACAGAGACAAAAUGGAGUUAAGGUUCCAGAGUCAGAUGGAAGAGUGGAUUGAUGUAACAGACUAGCCUCUCUAGCCUGUUAGUGAGGGAACUAUCCGUGGAUCUUUAAACAGUGUUUCAAUUGAUAUGACUUUUUAAGCAACAACAGUACAGAUAAUUCUAGUCCUACUUUUAUACACCAAAUAAAAGAAACUUCUGGAAUUGUCUUUCCAAGUAUACUAAAUUCUAGAAUCAUCCUGCACUACAACCACAAACCACUAAAUUACUGAACUUUAAACCAUAGUAAAUUCUAGAAGUAUCCAACAGCUAGUUCUUGAUAAUUAAUAAGUCCGUUACAAUAAUAUUGAUCAUCAACAUUUGCAGGAAUUGAGCAGCCCAACGAAGCUUAUGCUCCAGUACUCAAGCUCAAGAAGAACAUUGCCUAUGAGCAAACAAAGAAACCACGGGGACAGACGAUCGAUGGCUCACAAGUCCCGGUAACAACGGAGGGAGAGUAUGCGAUCAUUGAGCCAGUUCAUGUGUACGAGGAUGUGUUGUCUGAGGGAAAAGCAAGUCGUGCAAAUUAUGUUAACAUUAACUGAAACUUUCCCACACAGUUGUUUGACGGUAUACAAUGUAUCUACCCAUCUUUGUACAAAACUGAAAAUGAAAGUUAUAAUUGUACACAGGAGUGCAUCAUAACAUGAUUCUACUGUCUUACUAUUG
Messenger RNA from Halichondria panicea, 5206 nucleotides. RefSeq lists its product as uncharacterized. The transcript is spliced from 14 exons. Bases 742 to 2709 code for a protein of 655 amino acids. NCBI's taxonomy places the organism in Eukaryota, Metazoa, Porifera, Demospongiae, Suberitida, Halichondriidae. The record is from RefSeq and is a predicted model, not a curated record.